Messenger RNA from Musa acuminata subsp. malaccensis (wild Malaysian banana), 2526 nucleotides. NCBI's taxonomy places the organism in Eukaryota, Viridiplantae, Streptophyta, Magnoliopsida, Zingiberales, Musaceae. The record is from RefSeq and is a predicted model, not a curated record.
UGCUCCAUCACAAAGGAGUUCCAAACACUUCGCACUCUGUGCUAUAAACCCGAAACACGGGAAAACAGAGCACCGCAAUCCAGGCUUCUCUCCAAGAGAUCCAAGCAGAGGGAGGGAGGGAAAGAGAGAUGGAAAUGGCGGGGCGGAACUCCACGCUGCUGCUGCUUUUUGCCUUCGUCUUCUUCAUCCUUCUGCUGCAAAGACCAGUUUUUGCUACCAAAGAGGCAUUCUUUUGGAUCUUGCUUCCUCAAAGACUGAAUCUUUUUGAUGGACUGCGUCUUGUUGGCUUCAUUGUGUGUGCAGGCUUAUGUGGUGUACCUCGGAGAGCACUCGCGUGACCCCGAUUUGUCUCCCUGGGAAGCUUCCAUGAGAGCAACAGAGUCCCACCAUGAGCUGUUGGCUUCGGUGCUGAAGGACAAGGAGAAGGUGGAAGAUGCAAUCUUUUACUCUUACACCCACAACAUCAAUGGCUUUGCGGCCUACCUCGGGGAGGAAGACGCAAUGGAGAUAUCAAAGUACCCAGGAGUCGUAUCAGUGUUUCCCAACAGAGGCUACAGUCUUCAUACCACUCGUUCAUGGGAAUUCCUUGGCCUCGAGAGGAACAGCGAAACGCACUCAGCGUGGAAUAAGGCUCGAUUUGGAGAAGACGUAAUCAUUGCAAACCUUGAUUCUGGUGUGUGGCCUGAGCACCAGAGCUUUAAGGAUGAUGGCUAUGGAGCAGUUCCGUCGAGGUGGAGAGGAAUCUGUCAGCAAGGCAGUGACCAAAGCUUCUCCUGCAACAGGAAGCUGAUCGGUGCUCGGUACUUCAACAAGGCGUACAGAGCCGCCGCUGGCCCGCUCAACGCCACCUUUUACUCUCCGCGAGACUACGACGGGCACGGCAGCCACACUCUCUCCACCGCCGCCGGCAACUUCGUGCCCGGCGCCAGCAUCCUCGGCCACGCCAACGGCACCGCCAAGGGCGGCUCGCCUCGCGCCCGCGUCGCCGCCUACAAGGUCUGCUGGCCGCGGACCUUCCGAGGCGAGUGCUUCGACGCCGACAUCCUGGCUGCCUUCGACGCAGCGAUCCACGACGGCGUCGACGUCCUUUCCCUCUCCCUCGGCGGCCGUCCCUCCGCCUACUUCGAGAAUUCGCUAGACAUCGGUGCGUUCCACGCCGUGAAGAAAGGUAUCACCGUCGUCUGCUCCGCCGGCAACUCGGGCCCCAAUAACUCCACGGUCACGAACGUAGCGCCAUGGAUUCUCACCGUAGGCGCAAGCACUUUGGAUCGGGAUUUCCCCGCCGAUGUCGUCUUCGGCAACAAGAGAGUCACGGGAAAGAGUCUCUCCGAGGCAUUGACAGGCAAAAAGCUCUACCCACUCAUCAACUCCAAAGAAGCCAAUCAUGGCAAUGCAUCGAAGGAGAAGGCUGAGUUGUGCCUUCCGGGAUCGCUGGACCCGGCAAAGGUGAAAGGCAAGAUCGUCGUGUGCCUCCGCGGCAGCUCUGCAAGAGAAGCCAAGGGAGAGACCGUUCGUGAAGCUGGCGGAGUUGGGAUGGUUCUCGCAAACUCUGGUAGCUUUGGGAACGAGAUCAUAGCUGAUGUACAUGUCCUCCCGGCAACUCACAUCACCUUCUCCGAUGGCCUCGCCCUCUACUCUUACCUCAACUCCACCAAGUCGCCGCUCGGUUACAUUGCGGUCCACAUGACGAAGCUUGGAGCGGAACCGGCGCCGGCCAUGGCCUCUUUCUCCUCUAGAGGACCAAACACCAUCACCCCCGGCAUCCUCAAGCCUGACAUUACUGCACCGGGCGUCGAUGUUCUUGCUGCCUCCACCGGAGACGUUUCGCCAACAGAACUGGAUUUCGAUCGCCGGCGGGUGGCGUUCAUGUUGAAAUCUGGCACCUCCAUGUCAUGCCCUCACAUAUCAGGAGUCGUAGGUCUCCUCAAAGCUCUCCACCCCGGUUGGAGCCCUGCUGCAAUCAAGUCCGCGAUCAUGACGACCGCGAGAGUUUGGGACAACGAGAAGCUGCCAUUGUUGGACGAGGCGACCUUCCUCGACGCCUCGCCGUUCAACUACGGCUCCGGCCACGUUCGACCAAACCGCGCCAUGGAUCCCGGCCUAGUUUACGAUCUAACGACGACGGAUUACUUGAACUUCUUGUGCGGCCUCGGCUACAACUCCACUCAGCUGGCAGAGUUCCGCUCCUACUCGUGCCCAUCGAAGCCUCCUCACAUCAAGGAUCUCAACUAUCCUUCCAUCACCAUCCCUGAUCUGUCGUCCUCCACCAAGGUGACUCGUGUGGUGAAGAACGUGGGAUCACCAGGCACGUAUGCUGUCCGCGUGAUCGAACCAAGAGGGAUUUCAGUGACUGUAAGCCCCACCAAUCUCACAUUUGACGAGGUUGGGGAGGAGAAGAAGUUUGAAGUCACGUUGAAGAAGAUUAAGGAGGGGGAAUCAUCUGCAGAGUAUGUGUUCGGUAGAUUGAUAUGGACUGAUAGGAAACACUAUGUUAGAACUCCACUGGUGGUGAAGUCUACCUCAUAA